Messenger RNA from Phalaenopsis equestris, 1394 nucleotides. Its product is annotated as 14-3-3 protein 2-like. The record is from RefSeq and is a predicted model, not a curated record. The transcript has 3 exons. The coding region runs from base 128 to 910 and encodes 260 amino acids. Lineage: Eukaryota; Viridiplantae; Streptophyta; Magnoliopsida; Asparagales; Orchidaceae.
AAAAUAAAAUCCAAAAUAAAAACCCUCAUCCCUCUCAUCUUUUUAUCUCCCCUAUUCUUCGUCUGCUACGCUUCCCUUUCCCAUGCCUCAACACCGCCGAUGAGCCCCGACCACUUCUUCUCCAACAAUGGCGACGGUAUAUUCAAUCAGUAAGAAACCCAAAUUGUUUGAUUAUCCUAAAGACCGAGAUGACCUCGUCUACCUUGCCGUGCUCGCCGCCUCUGGCGGUCGCUACGAGCACAUGUAUGGCUACAUGAGAAGGCUCGCCGAAAUCCUCGGUCCCACCGAACGCCUAACCGUCGAAGAGCGCAAAUGUUUCAGCUGGGCCUGCAACUCGUAUAUAAAAAACAAACAGGAUGCCUACCGCAGCGUCGCCAAAUUAGCGGCCGAUUGGGCCGGCAUCGAUCAAAAGCAGGCGGAUGCCGCCAAUGCUUACCUGCCGAUGAUGGCGAGAGAGAUCGAUGCAAUCUGCAGGGAUGUCGUCAAGACCAUCAAUAAGUAUUUUAUGGACCCUGUUUAUGGGCGGGUGCGGUCGGCAUUGGCGGUGGAGCCUAUGAUUUUUUACAGGACGUUGAAAGGGGAUUUUCUGAGGUAUCAGGCGGAGGUGAACACAGGGUUCGAAAGUCAGAGGUUCGCAGACGAGGCUUAUAAAUCCUAUCUGUCCGCGAAGAGAGACGAAGGUCAAUUGCCGACGACAAAUCCAACACGGCUUGACAUGCGGUUCAGUUUAGCUCACUUGAUAUGCGACGUAUUCCGAAAGCCCUAUGAGGGUUAUAAGAUUGCCGGAGAGGCCUAUGAAUUGGCGAUGCGAGAUUUGAAAGCUGCCGGGGAGGAACCUUCAGGAGACAUCGCUGACGCAUUGAGUCGUCUGCAGCACUUUCUUAACCUUUGGAAGAAUUAUGCAACUUAGGCUUCGUUUGAUGCAGCUGCUACAUUUUAUAGCAAUUGUGUUUGCCGAACUUGUUGAGAGGAGUGGCAAUCUGGAAUGACAAAAAUUUAUCAUUUUUAUGGAAGAACUUUCGAAGACAUUCGUCUCCAUGCCAUUCGCUUCGACUAAAUAAGGCUUCACCGUCUCCUCAAACGAAGCGUUUAAAGGAUAGGUUAAGGAAGUAUACUUAUUUUUAUUUUUAUUAUUUAUGUUUAAUUUCGGGCCUUUCUGAUUGUACUUUUUCUUUUUUUUGCAAUAAGUUUUCGAAAGUGAAAUCGAUAUUUAGAAUUUUGAGUUGUUGCUUCAUAGCAUGCAAAGCUGUGGGAUUCAUGCACUUGACAGUGCUGGGGGGAAAUAAUUUUCAGAAGUUUAUUAAUAUGAUGUAGGAAAUAAUGUGAGAUUUUAUAUGACUAUUGUGUGAGAAGCAGAGUUGUCGAGAGAUAUAUUGAUAAUCUCUUAAGAUUGU